AUGUUCGAACCCUUUCGGUUCGAUCUCUAUUUAUACAAGUUACAGCUCGGCCCAUACUCGAUCGAUCUCCUCUCCCCGUGGGCUCAGUCGAAUGCUGUUGUGUCGGGAUCGAGCUACUGUGCAGUGACGGGAUCGAUCGAGCUACUGUGCAGCUACGGGAUCGAUCGAGCUGGUGCUGCAGUAACGGGAUCAAUCGAGCUAUUGUGCAGUGACGGGUUCGAUCGAGCUGGUGCUGCAGUAACGCGAUCGAUCGAGCUACUGUGCAGUGACGGGAUCGAUCGAGCUACUGUGCAAUGA
Molecule: messenger RNA, 297 nt
Organism: Microthlaspi erraticum
Lineage: Eukaryota; Viridiplantae; Streptophyta; Magnoliopsida; Brassicales; Brassicaceae
Source: the annotation of a GenBank genome assembly